CAACCUCCGUUCCUCCUCCAGACACGGCGCCGAUCGCAUCCGCCCCCGAAACCCUAGCCCGGCCAUGGCGCGACGAUCCGCCCCGCUCCUCCGGCGCCUCCUCGCCGCGCCCCCCUCGUCCCCGCUCGCCGGCGCCGUCUCCCGCCGCACCGUCACCUACAUGCCGCGCCCGGGCGACGGCGCCCCGCGCACCGUCACGCUCAUCCCGGGCGACGGCAUCGGGCCGCUCGUCACCGGCGCCGUGCGCCAGGUGAUGGAGGCAAUGCACGCGCCCGUCAUCUUCGAGACCUACGAGGUCCACGGCGACAUGCCCUCGGUGCCCGCCGAGGUCAUCGACUCCAUCCACCGCAACAAGGUCUGCCUCAAGGGCGGCCUCGCCACCCCGCUCGGGGGCGGCGUCUCCUCCCUCAACUUGCAGCUCCGCAAGGAGCUCGACCUCUACGCCUCCCUCGUCAACUGCUUCAACCUCCCCGGCCUGCCCACCAGGCACGACAACGUUGACAUCGCAGUCAUCAGGGAGAACACCGAGGGCGAGUACUCGGGCCUCGAGCACGAGGUCGUGCCCGGCGUCGUCGAGAGUCUUAAGGUGAUGACGAAGUUCUGCUCUGAAAGGAUUGCCAAGUAUGCUUUUGAGUAUGCUUACCUUAACAACAGAAAGAAAGUGACAGCAGUGCAUAAGGCAAACAUCAUGAAGCUUGCUGAUGGUUUGUUCUUGGAAUCUUGCCGUGAGGUUGCUACGAAGUAUCCUAGCAUUCAAUAUAGUGAAAUCAUUGUGGACAACUGCUGUAUGCAACUUGUUGCAAAGCCUGAACAGUUUGAUGUUAUGGUUACCCCAAAUCUGUAUGGCAAUCUGGUGUCUAAUGUAGCUGCAGGUAUUGCUGGAGGCACUGGUGUCAUGCCUGGAGGUAAUGUUGGCCAGUACCAUGCCGUUUUCGAGCAGGGUGCUUCUGCAGGAAAUGUUGGAAAUGACAAGAUUGUGCAGAAGAAAAAAGCUAACCCUGUUGCUUUGUUUCUCUCGUCCGCGAUGAUGCUGAGGCAUUUGCAGUUCCCGUCAUUCGCGGACCGGCUGGAGUCAGCAGUGAAGCGUGUCAUCGCAGAAGGGAAAUACAGGACCAAGGAUUUGGGCGGCACCAGCACCACCCAGGAAGUCACGGAUGCGGUGAUUUCCAAGCUUGGUUAACGACCAAUUGUGUAUGUUUUUUUUUGAAUCGAGCCCCCCAUUGGACUAGGCUGCUAGUCCUGACUGAUUUUUGUUGAUUGUAGUUUUAGAUCAUCGUUUUGUUCAGCAAUCAUUGUAAAUCUUCGGGCUUCUAGUUCUGGUUUUGCUUCAGAAUAAUCUGAGCAACUCACCAUGAACAGUUAUUGCCAUAUUAUAUAACUGGAAAUAAGAGAGAAAAUACAAGAAACAGUUCUCUUUUCAAUCUA
Lolium rigidum is the source of this 1425-nucleotide messenger RNA. RefSeq names its product isocitrate dehydrogenase [NAD] regulatory subunit 1, mitochondrial-like. Gene Ontology annotation, molecular function: isocitrate dehydrogenase (NAD+) activity. Gene Ontology annotation, biological process: isocitrate metabolic process; tricarboxylic acid cycle. The record is from RefSeq and is a predicted model, not a curated record. The transcript has 4 exons. Lineage: Eukaryota; Viridiplantae; Streptophyta; Magnoliopsida; Poales; Poaceae. Gene Ontology annotation, cellular component: mitochondrion. Bases 65 to 1180 code for a protein of 371 amino acids.